GGCAGAUUUGAUGGRGAAUUAUUUUAUAAUCCACCGUGUUUUAAUAGUUAAUGCUCUAAAAUAUUAUCUAUGCUAUGUGUAUUAGUUUUGUCUAUUUUUGCCAGUUGGUGAAUAUUGGUUUUCCAUUGAUUUCUUAGCGAUCCUCAUAGAAUCUAAAGUACAAAUGGGAGCCAGCCUUGCUGCCUCUCGCUAUGUCAAUCAGCUCAACAAGAAAUCAUUUCAAGAGAAGGUCGACAUAUGGGACCUGUAUUGCAUGACCUACUAUUACAGAAACUGUGGAGGAAAAAAUAUUAAAAUGAGACCACCAGACCCUCCACCUUUUAACAAGCAGUUAAAGGACGUGCAUGAGUGUAUAUCUCAACAGUUAAAAGAUAUCCUCAGACGAUGGCACAAUAACAUAUCAGAGCUACAAGAAGGACAGCAACAACUARCUGCUCAUUCAGACUUUUCUUUAUCAGUCAAGGAUUCUUUAAUUGACCAUCCUGAUGCUGGCAAAGGUGUAUUCAUGUCUGGGUCAGUUGUUCCUGGAACUGUYGUUAUGUUUCAUCCUGGACUUGUGUACCUUCCACCAUAUGUCCGAAAAAUGCCUCAGUAUCCAGGAAUGAAUCAGAAGAUUACAUACCUUGUGUCACGUUAUGAUGGAUGCAUAAUAGAUCCCAAUGGAUACAAUGGAGAGAUAACAACACCUGGAGGUGUAGUCUUGCCUAAUCCACUUGCCAUUGGCCAUAUGAUGAACCACCCACCUUCAGAAAAGAAGCCCAAUGUAAUGCCAUUCUCAUAUGACUUUCUUGAUCUACCAAGAGAACUUCUUUAUCUUGUACCAAAUAAGUAUUACAAAGAACCAGGAUUUGUUUAUAAAACCCCAGCAUUAAUGAGAAGUCUAGUUUAUGUCACAACAAACCAUGUUUGUAAUGAAGAACUCUUUGUCAAUUACAGGCUAAAUCCCAAUAGUGAACUCCCCGAGUGGUAUAAACCUGUUAACAAAGAAGAAGACUCCAGAAGAUGGAAUUCCUGAUAUAAAUUUCAAACACCAAAAGAAAACUUGARUUUGAUAAGCUAAUAAAGGAGACUAGAAUUUCCAAUGGGUAGGAAGGGUUCUACAAUAAAGUCUUGCCCAGAGGUUCAAGUCACCUAGUUGGUGUGCUAUGCACAAAUAAAGGAAUUAAAUGAGGAAGAAUUUUUAGGUGAGGGAGAUGUUGUAUGCUUUCUAUACUUCAUUYAUGAGGGUAUCAUAAAAAAAGCCAUGUAUGAAUCCUUUCUAGAUUACAAGAAAUACAGUUAGAGUGCAAACAAUAAAACCGUGAAACUUUAGUAAUACUAAAUAGCACAAUUUCAGGCAAAUUUCAUUGUUUCCUAUUGUUU
Molecule: messenger RNA, 1362 nt
Organism: Actinia tenebrosa (Australian red waratah sea anemone)
Lineage: Eukaryota; Metazoa; Cnidaria; Anthozoa; Actiniaria; Actiniidae
Source: RefSeq, a predicted model, not a curated record